GUUGGUUUCCACUUGCAAUUGCAAUGGCAACCGUGUUCAUGCUUCUAUUCCUCACUACCUUCCUAGUUCAAGCCUCUUCAACCCCUUCCGUUGAGCCACGCACUUUUUCUUUCCCCACCUUUGAUCCUAGCAGUUGCAGUAAUGGCAGCUUAAUCUGCAUGGGCUCCGCGACUGCAGGAAACGGAUUCCUGAGCCUCACACCAGAGCCUACCAACAAUUCAGUUUCAUCAGGGUCAGCACUAGAUCAAGUAGGCCGGGUUCUCUUCCCCGUGCCCAUGGCGGCCUGGCCAGCCUCCAUCUUCACCACCUUCACCCUCAGGAUUUCUCCCUUCCCAAAUUCUAGUGUCUCUGGUGAUGGAAUGGCUUUCAUUAUUGCUCAAGAUAACUCAAGUUCGCCUCCUUCCAGCUCUGGAUCCUAUCUUGGUAUCAUGGACUCGUCCACUAAAGGUGGCUUAAUUAAACAGUUAGCCGUGGAGUUUGAUACUUUCAAGAAUGAAUGGGAUCCGGACGCAAAUCAUAUUGGAAUCGAUACAAUAAGCGUGAUGAAUCCGGUUGUAGCUAAAAGCCUUAACAGUGCUGGUAUUGACCUCAAAAGUAGAAGAAACAUCAAGGUUAAAAUCGAGUAUCAUGGUUGGACAAAGAUGCUUGAGAUAUCAAUGGCAUACUCUGGGGACAAUCUAGUGAGCAUACUUAACCAAUCUAUUGAUAUGUCAAACACAGUUCCGAGCACGGUGUUUGUCGGCUUCACAGCUGCAACGGGAAGAGUUCCAGAGAGCCAUCAGGUCCUUGAUUGGACUUUCUCAACAAUUCCAUUGCUGUAUCCGGACAGCCAUGACUCCAAACUCGAAAAGGUUAAAACUAUUUUGUUGAUCGUAGUUCCUAUCAUCAUGGGAUUAUUGGUUGUAUUAGUAUUCUUUCUUCCAUCAUUUCAAAAGUUUAUAGAAAAGAGAAGAGAGAGGGCUAAGCAGAAAGUUGAAAUCGAAACCCGAUCAAGAACUGCAGCAAACGUGCCGAAAAUGUUCACACAGAAGAUGCUUGCAAAGGCUACUUGUAACUUCAGUAAGGAAAAUCUGCUUGGAACCGGUGGGUUUGGGAGUGUUUACAAAGGUAGCUUCAAGGAUGAUCCCCCAACAAUUGUAGCUGUCAAGAAGAUUUCAGCAACAUCGAAACAAGGUGAAAAGGAGUACUUCGCAGAAAUAUGUACCAUAGGGCGGCUAAGGCACAAAAACAUAGUGCAACUCUUGGGGUGGUGCCAUGAAGGUGAACAUCUCCUCUUAGUCUACGAAUACAUGCCGAAUGGAAGCCUCGACCGUUACAUUGGUAAGUGUUAUCUCGACUGGGAGACUAGAUUCAAGAUACUAACGGGGUUGGCAUCUGCAUUGCUUUAUCUCCAUGAAGACAGUGGCAACCGCGUCGUUCACCGAGACAUUAAGCCGAACAAUGUUAUGUUGGACGAGGAAUUCAAUGCUCAUCUAGGCGAUUUCGGGCUAGCAAGGUUGCUCCAAAACGAUGCAGCAAUGACAACCAUGUUAGCUGGGACUCCAGGAUAUUUGGCUCCAGAAGUAGGCUUCAUUGGGAAAUCAACACCGGAAUCCGAUGUUUACAGCUUCGGCAUGGUAGUAAUCGAAGUUGUUUGUGGGAGAAGAUCAAAGGGUAUCAUGGAUGAAAACAGCUUGGUGGAUUAUGUAUGGAAUGCAUAUGGUUCAAAAGAACUGAUCAACUGUGUGGAUCAAAUGCUAGAAGGCGAAUUCGACGGAGAACAAGUGAAAAGAACAUUAAUGGUUGGUCUUGCAUGCCUGCACCCUGAUUCUACACAACGUCCCAAGAUAAGGAAAGUGGUUCAAAUAUUCUUGAACCCCGAUGAGCCACUAAUGGAUUUCCCCGAAACACGACCCGGUGCUGUUUAUAUAUCAGUUUCCUCUGGUUCCACCACAACCAAUGUUGAGUCCAAGAGUGCCCCACGGUGGCCUUCACUUGACUCAUCAAUCUACUGA
Molecule: messenger RNA, 1994 nt
Organism: Hibiscus syriacus
Lineage: Eukaryota; Viridiplantae; Streptophyta; Magnoliopsida; Malvales; Malvaceae
Product: probable L-type lectin-domain containing receptor kinase S.5
Exons: 3
Coding region: 24-1994 (656 amino acids)
Biological process (GO): protein phosphorylation
Cellular component (GO): plasma membrane
Molecular function (GO): carbohydrate binding; protein kinase activity; ATP binding
Source: RefSeq, a predicted model, not a curated record